AGUGCUUCCUAACAGAAAAUAAACUGGAAUACUGAUUAAAUUAAAUACGUGAACAAUUCAACUGUUAAGGUUGGAAAUAAAAGUAAAGCAACAUAAUUUGUUUUCGUUUUAUUUUCUCUCAUAAAUCAAACAAAAUAGUGAUGGUUCGUGCUGAAUCGACAUGUUAUCUAGAUAAAAGUAUAAAUAGUUCUGCACGAAUGAAGGCUUACAUGCUAGAACGAAUAUAGCGAAUGUGUCAGAAUUCGGGAUGCUACAGCAUACUGACAAUGGACACGCUCUCUCCAACGCCAUAUUCCAAGUCAUGGACCAUUUGGGAUACAGUUUGGAAAUGGUUCAGAAAAGACGUGCCAUGUAUCGUGAAAUUGACGCCGCUGCCAACUUGAACGACGAAUCAUUCAGGCGCAUCACUGCCGGAAGCAAGGCUGAAGGGAUUGCUCGUCCAUAUGAGAGCGAUUACGACCGGUUGUACGAAGACAAGCAUGUUGAAUGCUUCAUUUCCGAAUCAGGAAUUACGUCAUCGAUCGGAAGUGACGUCACGGUGUUUGAAAUGAGUGGAGAACAUUGUUACCCUGGACAUUUCAAGCUCAAACUAACUCAGGAGGGUCCCCAAAUGAAUCAUUGUAUUCGCAAAGCUCUAGUUAGUACACCUGAUGGCAACUCUUUCAUAUCUAGCGAGAUGUUUACUUCCGCUUUCAAGGCUUCUAAAGAUAGCUGUUCAACAUACAAAGAGUGGUCGGGUCAUCCUAAAACGGGUCCGUCAAUUCCUCGCAGUAAAGGGUUGAACCAAGAAGACCGUGUUUAUUCAUUUCGAUGCAUAUCACAGAAGAAAAUUCUCGAGUCAUGGAUGAAGAGGGAAAGAAAACACUGGCCUCCACCUGCACUUUGUGCACAGGUGUUUCAAGAAGUUGCUCAUCUUGUUCCGACUGGAUGUAAAGGUACGGAACACUUUGAUAUGGAGUGGCGCAUUUGUUUUAUGGGAGAAUUGAGUCUUACUUGCAGUCUUACUGAAGUGCAGUAUAAAUUGUAUAUUCUGUUGAAGAUGCUAAAGAAGACAUUUUUAAGUCCUGUAUGUGACGGUGUGUCGUCCUUUGUUAUGAAGAAUACGGUUUACUGGAUGUGCGAAGAAUACCCGUCGGAAUUCUUCACGCCUGACAAUUUACUGGACGCAGUUAUCAUAGCACUGUCCAAGGUAAAGAAAGCUUUAAAUGACGGUAAUUUUCCUUACUUUAUGAUUCCUGAAAGAAAUUUGCUUUUCAACAAAGUUACACAAGAACAAAGGUUGCAAAUGUGUUCCAUUCUAGACACACUUAUUGCCGAUGGUCCACGGUGUGUUUUGAAAUGCGAAAAAAUAUCUCAAUCUGAAACGCUUUCUACAAAGGCGUUGGCAGAGAACGGAACAAGGCGCGAUCGAAUCGAAUUGCUGAAGUUAGCAACGAUGAAAGAACGGACGAUUGUCUACAAAUCAGGAAUGACAGAAAAGGAAAUUCUGAAACUUGCAUGGGGAAGGGAAGAGUUUCAACACGCCCAGCUUGAUUUAUACGACAUUCUCUUCCCUGGUUGGCGAGAUACAUUGGUCACAGACAUGCUAUCAGAUGAAGUAGAUUUGCGGAGAUUUUCUCCAGAAGAGAUUGGCCAUAUAGAAGUUGUUGGAAGGAUUUUCUUUGAAUCAGAAUGGCCUCACGUGGUGCAAUUUUUGAAUUUGAAGGAGCACAAUGUCACUGAAGACAUGUUUAAAGAAGAAACUGUUGUGAAAGUAAGCGGAAAGUACAGUUUAUUAGGCGCUCGUGAAAUGCGAUGAAAAUGCUGUUUGUUCAAAGCUGCACUCUCACAGAUUGAACGUUUUGACAACGUUUUUUAUUGUUGUCUUAGAACGAGCCAAUUUAUGCAAAAAUCCAUGUUAACCAGUGAUAAAAGACUGCUGACAAGAAUAAGGUUGCAGAUUUUUAUUUUCAAGUUCAAGAAUUGAUGUUUAAUGUAUUUUUCUUAAACCGUUAAUAACGGUUUUAGCCAUAGAACAUUAAUUUUGGAACGGAAAUAUGAAAAUCUGCAAUCUGAUCUUUUGUCAGCAGUCUUUUAUCACUGGUUUGCAGAUAUUUACGCAAAAUUUUGCUCAUUCCAAGACGAAAAAUAAAAAAAAAGUUGUAAAAACGAUAAAUCAGUGAGAAUGCAGCUUUAAAGUGAUGCUCGUAUAUAUUUACACCUCAACCCCCAUUCCUUAAAUGAACUGCAUUUCGGCAAUUGCGUUCAUCAAUCGAUGAACGCACUAUAUUCGGAUAUGUUCGGAUCGUAAUUCAUUGCAUAACAAUAUACAUGAAAGCUA
Messenger RNA from Mya arenaria, 2320 nucleotides. RefSeq lists its product as uncharacterized. The record is from RefSeq and is a predicted model, not a curated record. NCBI's taxonomy places the organism in Eukaryota, Metazoa, Mollusca, Bivalvia, Myida, Myidae. The transcript has 2 exons. Bases 248 to 1798 code for a protein of 516 amino acids.